This is a messenger RNA of Corticium candelabrum, 1517 nucleotides long. RefSeq lists its product as uncharacterized. The coding region runs from base 101 to 1399 and encodes 432 amino acids. Gene Ontology annotation, biological process: DNA repair. The record is from RefSeq and is a predicted model, not a curated record. Gene Ontology annotation, cellular component: nucleus. Lineage: Eukaryota; Metazoa; Porifera; Homoscleromorpha; Homosclerophorida; Plakinidae. Gene Ontology annotation, molecular function: ATP binding; ATP-dependent chromatin remodeler activity. The transcript has 5 exons.
CGGCAAUAAUUUCUGUCUUCACUUCAUCGCGCCUCUACGCAGCCAUCUAUCUUCAAUUCGUCUCUGAAGUCUUCGUCUGUUACUCUAUGUCUGUACACAAAUGGAUUACGUUUCCGAACGAAAACGAAAGGCAGCUGCCUGUAUGAAGUCAACCAUUAAACGUCGAGCACUUCAAGACUUCUCCAUGCUUUUCGAACUCCCAACCAUCUGCCAACAUUCAACGCCAACGAUCGCUCAACCUCCUUACAUUCGGAUACCUCUCUACGACUACCAGCUGCGUUCUCUGCAUCGAAUGAGAGAGAUUGAGGCGAAUCCGAAGAUUCGCGAUUUGGGAACGUUUCAGGACGAGUUUCACUGCAAAGGCGGAUUAGUAGCCGACUGCGUUGGCAUGGGAAAGACGGCACAGCUCAUUGGGUUGAUGUUGUGUGACUUGAACGACAAGAAACGUUCAAUGUUUAGUAAUCUGGUGGUCACGUUGAGUCACUUGUGUCAACAAUGGAAGGACGAGGUUAUCAAGUUUGCCGGCGAUCGACUGAGAGUCGUUGUGAUAUCCAAUCGGUCGCAGCAUUACCGACUGACACGAGACGAUAUCGUGUCAGCUAACGUCGUCAUUCUGAGUCUUGACUAUUUGACUGGCUUUGUGUAUCGUGCUCUAUGGCACUGGCAUUAUGUCAUCAGUAAACAGAUGAGGAAACGUGAGGUCAUCUCGUGGGGUGGCCUUUCUGUGAUGAAGGAGCCGCAACUGAGACAAACGUGUGUGUCUGAUAUGUUGUGUGAUGCAGCUGGGCCCGUGCGAUGCCCAUUGUGCUUCUCAGUUUGUAAGGAUUUUGAUGCGUUUUCGAAGCAUCUGUGCAAAUAUUCACAUAGGGAACUGGAGAGGUCUGUGUUGGAGUUCGUGGAGAAUGGUUGGCUCAAAAGGGAACAGGAAGAGCAAUGCGAUGAACACUUGCCAGACCAUUGGGUGAAAGAGCCUAGUCCAAUGAUGCAGACGUUUCACUCCACACAUUUCCGUCGCAUCGUGUUCGACGAAUGUCACGAGGCCAUUCACCUAGACAAUGAAGCUCACAUGGAUCUGUUUAGCUCACUUUCUGCAGACAACGUGUGGUGUGUGACAGGCACUCCAUUCCCAAUGGGAGAUCUCAGUGUUUACGGAAUACACAGACUGCUUGGUAUAAAGUUGAAAUUGCACAUAUCAGAUACACCGUUUGCAAUAAACAAACCAUUGGCUGCUGAUCAUCCAUUUGAGAAGUUGAAGAGAAAGAUUUAUCUGAAGAACACACCGGAGAGUGUUGGUGAGGAGUGGGAGAAGAUAACGGCAGGUCGACUUAUGUAUAUUGAUAAUACAGCAUUGCUGCAGUUUAGUGACAUUGAACAAGGAUUUUAUGAUGAGCAGGCUUGAAAGAUCAAAACUCAUGAUCCGUAUAGUCCUUCAUUCAUUCCACUACGCCAACUCUGUUGUCAUCCAGCAGCUAACGAAGAGUGGGCUGUACGACUGCAAAGUAUUGGUCUCAUUGGAG